AUUGACUGGUCUCAAAAACCUCAGCCCAUUCAGAUCCAGCUGAAAUCCUUACGUGGUGUUAAAGACAAAGUGCCACAAGGCAGCUACGUUCUCAAGGUUUCCCUCCGCGGACAGCUUGGUGGUAAAGUGCUUGACUGGUCUAAAGCAGAGGGCCAGCAGUGGGCUGGAACCACACUGCCCGUCAGACACCAUGGGAACUUCUAUGAUGUGGAGAUCUGUUUUGACCAAAGUAUACAAACA
This is a messenger RNA of Podarcis lilfordi (Lilford's wall lizard), 240 nucleotides long. NCBI's taxonomy places the organism in Eukaryota, Metazoa, Chordata, Lepidosauria, Squamata, Lacertidae. The record is from the annotation of a GenBank genome assembly.